AUGGAGACUGAAAAGGAGAAUACAACCCCAAGCCCGGGGAAAGGAACCUGGGCGAAGAGCUUUAGUGCGGUUCUUCAGGAGGAUAAGUGGUAUGUGGCGGAUUCGGACUCCGAGGACGUAGCCGCGAUGGAGAAGGAGGAGGAUGAUGAGAUAGAUGCGGAGGAGGAUCCUAAAUGCCCUACGAUUCCUUUUAUUGCGGCGGAGAAAAUAAAGUGGCGUCGGGAGUGGAGGUCGGCGUUGGUAGUAAAAGGACUAGGAAGGAGGGUUUCGUAUAUCCCUCUGGCACGCAGACUGAACUUCUUAUGGGCACGGAAUGGAGAGAUUCGAAUCUCGGAUAUGAAGAAUGGGUGUUUCCUGGUGCGGUUUCGCAAUCAAAAGGAUUAUGAAUGGGCAAUGGAGGGAGGCCCUUGGCUUCUGGGCGAUACCUACCUUACGGUGCAUCGGUGGUUUAAAGGUUUUAAUCCCUGGAAGACGGUGAUCACGACGACUAUGGUAUGGGCCCAGCUGCCGGAAUUGCCGAUUGAGUUCAUCAACAAAGAGGCAGUAAUGAAAAUUGGCCAAUGGUUGGGGAAACCGGUCCGCGUUGAUCGAGCUACGGAGCUUGGGGCCAGGGGAAAGUUCGCUAGGCUAUGUGUGGAAGUGGACCUUACACAACCAUUGUUAUCUCAGUAUAAGAUUGAGGGGACAACAUAUUUGAUUCAAUAUGAGGGUCUGGAUGAUUUAUGUACGAAUUGUGGGACGUAUGGCAAGUCUGGCGGAAAGUGCCAGUGUGAUUUAGCGGAGAAGGCGAUGGAAACGGAAGGGGUUCAGGCAGACGAGGUGGAAAAGGUAGAAGACCCUACUCAAGGGCGUACGUAUGGGGAUUGGAUGGUGGUUAAGCGUCGGGAUAGGCGGCCCGGAAGGGGAGUGGGUCGGGGCAAGGAGCUGAGAAACGGACAGGGAGAUUCGAAUCGGUUUAAUACCUUAGCGGGGGUGGCAAAUCAAGUUGAAACUGAGGAUGUAACUGAGGUGGUGGCGGAAGGGGAUAUGGGGAAUACGAAGGAGAAGCAAAUGGCUCCCCAGAGCCCAGAAGGGAAUACUUCCCAUGCAGAAGACCAUGCACACCACGUGAAAGAUAGGAGGCAAGAGCAAAAUGUCAAGGAGUCGAACGCGAAACCGGGUACACCCAAACCAAAGGCCAUCCCUGCGGGUAGGAAAGAGACCGCGGCUAGUAAGACUCAAGGCAUAUCUGCAGGGAAAGGACUCACGAGUGGAGUACAAGGAAUAAAGGGCGACGGAAAGAAGCCCUGGCAGAAGAAAGAGAGUAAUAAGAGUGCAGAGAUACGUAAGGAGGCAGGAGGUACAAGUACCCAGAAAACAGCUGAGGGUGCGGGGAACCGAUCCCCUUCAGUAGAUAAAUGA
This is a messenger RNA of Linum trigynum, 1401 nucleotides long. The record is from the annotation of a GenBank genome assembly. NCBI's taxonomy places the organism in Eukaryota, Viridiplantae, Streptophyta, Magnoliopsida, Malpighiales, Linaceae.